Molecule: messenger RNA, 569 nt
Organism: Schistocerca gregaria
Lineage: Eukaryota; Metazoa; Arthropoda; Insecta; Orthoptera; Acrididae
Exons: 5
Coding region: 27-461 (144 amino acids)
Source: RefSeq, a predicted model, not a curated record
UCUCUUGGUCUAGAUGCAUACAGACUAUGAUGGCACCGCGUUUUUGUUGGUUUCUGCUCGUCAUAGCUGGCUGCGGAAUCGUGAGCGUUGCAUGCGAUAAGGUUGAUUCGUGUUUCAUGAGAUGUCAUGCGAUCCUUUCUAUUAUUUUAUCUCAUGAAGAUGACCCAAGUCACAGCUCACAGUCCGCAGAAACAACCACAAGCAAAGAGACAGCCGCCACCCGUGUGACCUGGGAUUCUCUAUCUGACCUGGACAUCCACCGGUUCUGCGGAAUCUACUGUCUGAGCAUGGGACAUGAGCAGAAAGCGCCGUUAACCCAGACUCAGCAGCAACAACUAUCGGGGCCCACGUUGUCGCAGUCCAGUCAGGCACGUGUCGCCAAGAAGCCAACAAUAAACGCCGUCAAGAACGCUUCGUAUUCGAGUAAGAAGAGCAAGGCCCACCAACACCAUAUUCACUGAGGAGACGAAGUCUGCUGGCUUCUGUUAUAUGCCGAAACAUUAGUGUGUCCUUCACUGUAUAACCAAAAUAAUUCACAAUAAUCCAAAAGCAGUAAUAAAAGUUGGUUG